This is a messenger RNA of Nematolebias whitei (Rio pearlfish), 2548 nucleotides long. It is a transcript of the gene vsnl1a, whose product is annotated as visinin-like 1a. NCBI's taxonomy places the organism in Eukaryota, Metazoa, Chordata, Actinopteri, Cyprinodontiformes, Rivulidae. Gene Ontology annotation, molecular function: calcium ion binding. The record is from RefSeq and is a predicted model, not a curated record.
GACAAGAUGGGGAAGCAGAACAGCAAACUGACCCCUGAAGUUAUGGAGGACCUGGUGAAGAACACGGAGUUCAAUGAGCACGAGCUGAAGCAGUGGUACAAGGGAUUCCUGAAGGACUGCCCCACCGGCCGGCUAAACCUGGAUGAGUUCCAGCAGCUCUACGUCAAGUUCUUUCCUUACGGCGACGCAUCCAAGUUUGCCCAGCAUGCCUUCAGGACCUUUGACAAGAACAGUGAUGGAACCAUUGACUUCAGAGAGUUCAUCUGUGCACUGUCCAUCACAUCACGAGGCAGCUUCGAGCAGAAGCUCAACUGGGCCUUCAACAUGUACGAUCUGGACGGAGACGGCAAGAUCACACGGGUGGAGAUGCUGGAGAUCAUUGAGGCAAUCUACAAGAUGGUCGGCACGGUGAUCAUGAUGAAAAUGAACGAGGACGGCCUGACGCCCGAGCAGAGGGUGGACAAGAUCUUCUCCAAGAUGGACAAGAACAACGACGACCAGAUCACGCUGGAGGAGUUCAAAGAGGCGGCCAAGAGCGACCCGUCCAUCGUACUACUGCUGCAGUGCGACCUCCAGAAAUAGGCGGGGCGCUGCGUUGGCGCUACGCCACAGACUGCACACGGAGAAUUUCAUGUUCCAUUCAGUUUGCAGCUACUUCCACAGAAACAUGCUUGGACUACGACAGAUCUGCUUCUUGUGUUUAAAACACUCGUGUGCAUGAGAAUGUUCUUUGCUAUAAAAACAUGUAGACACGACACACAGCAGUGUGCUGAUGCACACACACACACACACACACACACACACACACACACACAACUCUACAAAUGAACAACUUGCACAGGUCAUAAAUAAGUACAGAAAUAUAAAUAUAUAUUUAAAAUAUUUAAUAAUCAACUGCCAAAAUGUGAAGUGUGCAAAGUAUUUUCCAUCCAGUCUCAUUCUGCUGAAGCUCACACAUCAGUGAUUUUCUGCUCCUCUAUGGUUCCGAGUUUCCUGAUGCUAGCUGUACGUGUUCCAUUAAAGCGUGAACCCAACCGGACUCCUCGCACCGCCUCCAGUAAACACCCUGCGUCCGUCUUCUCUAUUAUUAGCUCUAGAAGAGAUGGAUCAGUGACGCCUCGUGCUUGCACUGCCCGUAAAUACUGUUGCUGUAGUUAACUUGCAUGCCUUUAGGUUCUGCCUUAACAAUCGAACUUUGACGAUCGAAGACAGGAAGCCUUAUCGACGCAGAGCGCUGACUCUUGGGGAGAGAGUUUUUAAAAAGCUCCUCUUACAUUUAUUGUCAAACGAGACGUAAUUCUGUGGUCCGCUGAGACUUUUCUUUUGAUUGUCUAAACUGUGGGAGCUUCCUUGUAGAUCAGCUGUGCUACAUGUUGCUAACCCCUACGAGGAGUUAGCCCAACGUGGAGGACUGCAUCAUUUUAAAAAUAAGAAUUUAAAAAAGAUAAUUUUGGGGGAUUUUUGAACCAAAUGUUAAGAUCAAUUAGGAAUUGUUGAAAGUUGAUGGGUAGAUCUGGCCCUUUUGCCGUGAGGUUUAACAGAAAAGCUAUGACGCAUGAAUAUCUUACCUGCUUUAGAUAGCUCUUUGAACAACAGGACUGACCAGCUAACGGUUCAAACACAGCCAAGACCAAAGAGAGCCGUCCUAAAACUCAAACAUGUCAGGGAUUUUUGUAAACACCCAUUUAUGAACAUCAUAUUUAUCUCUUUACAUGUAGGUUCAAAUCAAAUUCUUUGGAGUUUGUCCAAGAUAAAUAAUAGUAUAGCACCUUUGAAGAUGCCUAACAACAUCACAUCAAUACAACGUUGGCCCAGCUGUGAACUGAAACACAUCAGUCCCUAACGAAGCAACAAAAACAAUCAGAAUGAUCUUGUUAUCAUUGCACCGAAGUACAGUGAGGUUAUGUCGUACAGUCGUCCGAAAGAUGGGCGCAGUGCACGUUGCUGCUGCUCCUUGAGAGCGCAGCCCCUUUUCCUUUUAGAUAGAAAAGAGGAACAGGUCAUGAGGAGAGAAUAGUGGUAUUACAAAAAGCUCGCUUCACACCUUCUCCUUGUCAGGACACGAUUUAAGACGUCAGAAAACUGUACCAGCAGCACAUUUAUAAACACAUUACAUGUGCGUUUAACGACAAGACGGUGAGAUUUGUCCAGGAUGCACUUGCAGAUAGCACCAUGGUCCUGUCCUGGGUUGCGACAGAGCAGAGCCUUCUUAGUUUACACAUAUCCCAGGAGACAUUUGAUAAGUUGGCCUGCUUCAAGGCAGAACAGGGGAGUCAGAUAAUCAGCUGGUUUUGAGUGCUCGCAGCACAAACCAAACCUUCACACAGGGUCAGCAGCUUUGCCAAAACUGCUGCCGCUCUCUUCUUUAAUAGCCGAUAACACAGGUAUCUGCCAGACAGCCUGCCAUCAUGAUUCCAAUGAUAUAAACAUCUUCAGCGUCCUGACACAAUACGGAAAGGCACAUCAACUUCCAAACCCCGCGCGGAUCCAUGACGUACCCUGCCGCGUGCGUCUCGGCGGGGCAUGAGGGCUCUCCAGGACCCUGUCG